This is a messenger RNA of Anneissia japonica, 2942 nucleotides long. RefSeq names its product double-stranded RNA-binding protein Staufen homolog 2-like. The transcript is spliced from 13 exons. Lineage: Eukaryota; Metazoa; Echinodermata; Crinoidea; Comatulida; Comatulidae. The record is from RefSeq and is a predicted model, not a curated record. Bases 176 to 2263 code for a protein of 695 amino acids.
GUGGAACCAUCAAGACGGCGUGACUAGGAUUGAAAUCUGAAAACUUUUGGCCUUUUCUUUAGAGUUUGCCAUUCCCAGCCUUCAAAAUUUCGCUGUAACGAAGGUUCGGGAGUGCUGCACACUUGGUUACAAGGUUUUGAUACCUACAAGACUUUAAAAAGUGACACUGUGAGCAAUGUCUCAAGUCCUUGGAACCAAGCUGGCCAGCCAGGCAACACCACCUAUUAGUAAUAGCACUGUGUUGUCAAACCAAACGACACCUCUUAGUAAUAGCACCGUGUUGUCUAACCAGACAGCACCUGUUACUAGUACUGUGUUGUCAGGCCAGCAACAAACGUCUACAGGCAGAUUGGCUACUGCAGCUAUACUGUCUGUUGCGAGUCCAGCAAGUUUGAGCACCAACCUCACAGAAGCAAGCCAAGAAGUUGUUGUUCCAACUGAGAUGGGUUCUCAGGUGGCAAACCCCAAAGAGAAGACGCCUAUGUGUCUUCUGAAUGAACUAGCGCGCUUCAACCGACUUCAACCAAAGUAUGAACUAAUAGACCAAACAGGACCUCCCCAUUUGAAGGUCUUUAGCGUGCAGCUAUGUCUCGGUGAUAAGAAGUACGAUGCGACCGGAUCAAGUAUUAAAAAGGCUCAACACGAAGCUGCCAAGUCAGCCUUGAGAGAAUCAACCCUUCCUAAGCCCCAGCCCAGACCACCCUCCACCCGCACCCACAAAUUCAAUCCUAACCCAGAUGCAUUAACUGCCACUGUUCUGCUUAAUGGAUACAGUAUGAAGAAUGGUGUUGCUAUUAAUUACACUACGGUCCAGUCUGCACCCAUAGAUGGCCCAUCCAUCCAUCAGCAUCCAUACAAUCCAUAUGGACAUCAACAAGUCUACUAUCCUAACUACCGACGCAAUAUGUACCCACAUCCUACACGAAUGGUCAGCGUCAUUUUGAAUGUGGCAGGCAAAGAAUACAAUGGAGAUGGACGAAAUAUGAAGGAAGCGAAACAAAAUGCGGCCGCCAAGGCACUGAUGGACCUCAAAGAGGCAGGUGAAGAUGUCACAACUUUAACUAAAGACCAGGCCACAAGUACAGCAUGCAGUGAUGCUCAAACCGAAACAAACAAAGGUGCUUUUGAGUCCGAUGAAGUAGGCAAGUCUGAGAUCAGUCUGGUAUAUGAGCUCGCUCAUCCUCAUAACCUCAAUGUAGAAUUUGAAGUUCUUGAAGAGUCAGGCCCAGCACACAUGAAGAAGUUCAAGAUGAGAUGUAUGUGUGGAGAAUUUGUCUGUGAUGGAGAAGGUUUGUCCAAAAAGCAAGCCAAGCACCACGCCGCAAAUGCCAUGCUAAAGAAGCUACAAACGCUUCCACAAAAAACACCAUCAUAUAGACCUCGGCCUCGUUUUCAGAAGAACAAGAAGAAAACAAAGUCGAUCUCAAAGGCUGCUGCUACAAGCCCCGAACUGAAUGCCGCUCUCAAUCCUAUUAGCCGACUCGUCCAGAUCCUCCAAAAACAAGAGAAGAAAGUGGAAGCAAUGUUUACUGUCAUUCAAGAGAAGAAACUGCCAGUGAGGAGACGAGAGUUCACAAUGCAGUGUGUUGCUGGUCCUCACAAAUGCACAGGAGUUGGACCAACCAAAAAAGCAGCCAAGAAAGCCUCAGCAGAGGAAAUGCUUAGACUUAUGGGAUACGAAAGUGAACCUGUACCCAGUGUCAGGCCAGCAUUGAAGAAGUCAACAGGAGACCCAGGGUUGAAAGAAGAAAAAUCUGAGAGGAAAGUUACAUUUGCUGCCGAUUCCAAAGGACGGUCUAUUGGACUUGUACCUGGACUUCUACCUAUGUUACCUGGAAUGAAUGCGCCUGGAUUUGCAGGUAUAAAUCGUGUACCACAAGUGGCUUCAAACAACAAGCAGUCGCAGCUAACUGCAGCCAUUGCCCGAGAGCUUUUGACCAAUGGUAGUUCAGAGACUGCAGCAGAACUGAUCAAGACUGCAAAAUCGUGUACGCCAGGUCUAGAGGAGGAUGCCAAGCUGGUGCGACCUAAGCAUCAACUGGAGUAUUUAGGUCAACUGCAAGGAUUGGGAGUGCACUUCCAAGACUUUCCAAAGGGCAACACUUCUGAAUUUAUGUCUCUGGUGUCAGUCACCACAAACCCCAAACUGGUUGCCCAUGGGUCUGGUCUAACUACUGAAGCAUCCCAUGAUGCAGCGUCAAUGACUGCUCUCAAGUUGCUUUCCGAGAUAAACAAGGCCCAAGAUGUCGGGGAAAGAAUUUGAACAGGGUGCAGAAAACUGACAUGAUGUGUUUAUGCAUGCAGUCUAACAAAUAUCUCAACAUUGUGUUAGAAUUAAAAACAACCUAAAUACUAAAAUUUAAACAAGUAACAGAUUGAUUAUUAAGAUUUUUAAAGUAGUUAAACACAAAAGAAGUGAUAGAUCUGUAACAAUUUGUUUUCAUCUCUUGUGAUAUCAAAUUUUAAUUUUUCUCCAUAUUUUGAUGAAGAACACCAUUGUCGGUGCAAAAGGAAACAUAAAUUUAGUUACUGAAAUUUACAUUCACCAUGGCAUUCUGAAUCAAAUACGGCCAUUAAUUAGUGUUGCAUUCACCACACGUUGUUUUAGUAUUAUUUAUUUACGAUACAAUCGUAUAUAUUUUAAUCAAACUGCAACUAUUUUAAGUAAGAAUUGCUUUUAUAAACAAGAUUUUUUCAUCAAUAAUUUUCAGUAGAAAUACAUUUUAGUAUAAGGAAGCAAAUUGAAGUCUGUGUGUAGGUGAAUGCACUGUAUUUGCUUAUAUCAUGCCCAUUAUCUGAAUUAAUAUUAAUAUAGUUUUAUCAACUUUUAUCUCACCACCUGAAAUUAAAAUUCGUUGAUAGAGGUAAUCUUUCUGUUUACUCCAAAUACUAUCUGUUGUUUUUAUAUUGUGAAGAAAAUAAAACAAACAAAAGUAAAAUUA